Strongyloides ratti is the source of this 1620-nucleotide messenger RNA. RefSeq names its product Aromatic-L-amino-acid decarboxylase. Lineage: Eukaryota; Metazoa; Nematoda; Chromadorea; Rhabditida; Strongyloididae. Bases 1 to 1620 code for a protein of 539 amino acids. The record is from RefSeq and is a predicted model, not a curated record. Gene Ontology annotation, molecular function: aromatic-L-amino-acid decarboxylase activity; pyridoxal phosphate binding. The transcript is spliced from 3 exons. Gene Ontology annotation, biological process: catecholamine metabolic process; serotonin biosynthetic process; amino acid metabolic process.
AUGGAUUCAGAAGCUUUUAGAAUUUAUGGUAAACAAAUGAUUGAUAUUGUUGCUGAUUAUUGGGAAUCUAUGAGAGAAAGAAAACCAUUACCUGAUGUUCAACCAGGAUUUAUGAAAGAUUUGAUACCAUCUGAACCACCUAUUAAAGGUGAAGAAUGGAAAGAAAUUUUUAAAGAUAUAGAAUCUGUUGCAUUGCAAGGAAAUACCAAUUGGCAUCAUCCACAUUUUUUUGCCUAUUUUCCUACUGCUUUAUCAUAUCCUUCUAUAAUGGCAGAUAUAUUAUCUGGUGGUAUUGCUUCAAUUGGUUUUAGUUGGAAAUCAUCUCCAUCAAUGACUGAAUUAGAGAUGGCAAUGACAGAUUGGUUAAUAAAAGCUUUUCAAUUUCCAACAUAUUUUCUUAAUUCUGAUGAUGGUCAUGGUGCUGGAAUAAUUCAAAAUACAGCUUCAGAUGCAACACUUGUAGCAAUACUUUCAGCUAGAGCCCGUGCUGUUAAAAAAAUAAGUGAUACUUUGAGAUAUCAAAGUUCUUCAAAAAAUAUAAAUAAUGAAGAUAAUGUUAUUUUGUUGUUAAAAAAUAAUAUUACUUCUAUUUUCAUAGAUAAAUUAGAAAUCUUAAAAAAGAAAAUCAUUUAUAAUACUAAUGGUAAAGAAUGUAAUGAAAAUAUAUUAGAAAAUAAUGAUAUAACAACAUUUGAAGCACAUAAUCCAUCAUUAUUUGAAAAAUUGGUUGCUUAUUGUAGUGAUCAAGCUCAUAGCUCUAUUGACAAAGGAGCUAUGCUUGCUGGAGUUAGAUUAAGAAAACUCAAAAGUAGUAUUGAUAAUAAAACAAAAAAUUAUACAAUUAAUUCUGAUACAUUAAAAAAGGCUAUUCAAGAAGAUAUUAAUUCUGGAUUAGUGCCAUUUAUUUUAAUUGCUACUGUUGGUACAACUAAUACAUGUGCUGUUGAUCCACUUUCUGAAUUAGGUCCAAUUUGUAAUGAAAAUAAUAUUUGGCUCCAUGUUGAUGGUGCUUAUGCAAUAUCCUUUGCUUUGCUACCAGAAUGUAAAUAUCUUAUUAAUGGGAUAGAAUAUGCAGAUUCUUUUAACUUUAAUGUUCAUAAAGCUAUGGCUGUUAAUUUUGACUGUUCUCCAAUGUGGUUUAAAGAUGCUUCAGAAGCUAUAGCAUACUUUAAUGUCGAUCCUGUUUAUCUUAAACAUGAACAUCAGACAAAUUCCUUCGAUUAUAGACAUUUACAAAUUGCUUUAGGUAGAAGAUUUAGAAGUCUAAAAUUAUGGUUUGUUUUUAGAAAUAUGGGAAUUGAAGGAUUACAAAAAUUUUUAAGAAAACAAAUUGAAUUAGGAGAUUAUUUUCAUGAUAUUUUAAUAAAAGACAAUCGUUUUGAAAUUAUAGUUCCACAUCAUCUUGGAUUGACAUGCUUUAAAAUCAAAGAUUCAACCAAUGAAAUUAAUGAAAGAUUAUACACAGAAAUUGAUAAAGAUCGUAGAAUCCAUUUAGUACCAUCAAAAAUUAAUGGAAUAUAUUUUCUUAGAUUUGUUGUUUGUAGUCAAUUAACAACAAAAGAAGAUAUUCUAUUUGCAUAUAAUGUUAUAGUUGAAAUUUACAAUAAGAUAAUACAAUGA